AUGUGGAAGGCAUUUCCAGAGUUGGCGAUGCUUGAGGAGCUGCCAGUUCUAGACGUGGAGCCACCCCAGGCUGAGACCCCACCACGGGCAUCAAUGCACGACAGCCAGCUGGCCAUUCUCUAUGGUGCGAAGGAGCUGGUACUAUUUCCACCCUCAGCACAGCUGGGCGAAGAAUUGUCAUCAGGCUAUGAGGUGUCAGGGCUGCGUGCUAAAGCGCUGAGAGCUGUGCUCCAGACAGGUGAUCUUCUCUAUGUUCCGAGUGGCUGGUGGGUAUGGUCCCGAACCAUUACUGCCGUUAUCACUGCAAGGCACUCCGUGCAAUCUGGCCAGCAAGGUGGCCAGUGGUGCAGCAAGCAAUGUGCGCAGGCCGCAGCCCACAACUUCGCUGCCAAGUGCAGAGGCCAAGGGGUGCUCCACAGCUGCUCAGUCGUAUCGCGUCGGACCAAGUGGGCAUCUUGCAAACAUCACCUCAAAGCAGUUGACUGA
Symbiodinium pilosum is the source of this 486-nucleotide messenger RNA. The record is from the annotation of a GenBank genome assembly. NCBI's taxonomy places the organism in Eukaryota, Dinophyceae, Suessiales, Symbiodiniaceae.